Ornithodoros turicata is the source of this 2907-nucleotide messenger RNA. RefSeq lists its product as uncharacterized. Lineage: Eukaryota; Metazoa; Arthropoda; Arachnida; Ixodida; Argasidae. Bases 1 to 2907 code for a protein of 968 amino acids. The transcript has a single exon. The record is from RefSeq and is a predicted model, not a curated record.
AUGUUAGUGGAAGCCCAGUUCACGUACUUUGGAAUGUCCACCCAAGACUUAGCAACAGCGGCCGGCGAACCUACGGCUACGCCUGCGCCUACGCCACCUGCGUUCAACCCGUUCGCGGUAGAACUUCCGGACAAGUUCGAUUUUCGACAACCGAAGGGGUGGAAGCGCUGGGUGACGAGAUGGGAGCGGUACCGGAUCAUAUCGGGCCUGCAGAAACAGGAUAGCUCGACACAGGUGAACACGUUCCUGUACGCUAUGGGGACCGGGGCAGAAGACGUCCUCGUUUCCAUGCGACUAACGGACGAAGUAGCCAACGACUACGACAAGCUCAAGUCAGCCUUCGACAAGUACUUCGUUCCAAGCCGUAAUGUGAUCUACGAGCGCGCGCGCUUCAACCUGCGCUCUCAGUUGGGACACGAAACGGUGGAAGAAUUCGUUAAGGAGUUACACCGGCUAGCAGAGUUCUGCGAGAUUGCUUCGCUCAAAGAAGAACUUAUUCGAGACAAGCUGGUUGUUGGCCUCCGGGACAGUCGUCUGAGUGAACGGCUACAAUUGCAUUCCCAACUCACACUGGAGAAAGCGGUGACAAUCGCCCGAAACUCUGAGGCUGUGAAGGGCCAGCAGAAUCUUCUUCGCGGGAACGAACCGCCAUCGCAGGCACCGACGUCGAAUACCAUGCUAGACGUCGUCACUUCUGGCAGGCCAGCUUCACACAAGGGACGGCACUCUGAAGCCCGGCCUCCAGCUCAUCGACCGGCACAGCCAAAGUCCGAUCCCUGCAAAUGGUGUGGGUCGAUGCGAUUCCACCCGAGGAUAGAAUGCCCUGCACCGGGGAAAGUCUGUAGCCACUGUGGGAAACUGGGCCAUUUCGCGUCAGUCUGCCAGACUACACCGGCGCCGAAGCCAGCAUCCGGUCGCGGACGGCGUGGGUGCCGGCCCAAGCAAUCGCGGAGAGCACUCGAAGAGGUAUUCCUCGAUGGUCUACAGCAUCCCUCAUCGUCAGACGCCUGGUUUAUUACGGUCCUUGUCAACGGCAGACCAAUCAAGUUUAAGGUUGACACUGGAGCAGAUGUCACUGCCGUGCCAGAGUCAGCCCUGUAUCCGGAGACGCGACGCUCUGCGACACGUCCUACGAAGAGGCUCUACGGCCCCGGCAAGUCCCUGAUAAACACUCUAGGUCAAGUACACGUCGACAUGAGCUGGAACGGCCAGACGACCAACCAGGAAGUCUUCAUCAUCGACGGCCUACAACACGCUCUGCUAGGUCGACCAGCCAUCAAGGCCUUGGAGGUUCUCCCUCAACUUCUCGAAAUCGGACACGAUCACGGACACGACUGCAUUGCGUCAAUGUACCCUGAGCUCUUUGGAGGCCUAGGACUGAUGAAGGCAACAUACAGCAUUCACCUGGUUCUGGGACCGAGGCCAUAUGCAGUAACUUAUCUAAGACCUGUACCUAUUCCAUUGCUACCAAGUGUACAAGCCGAAAUACACCGAAUGGAAGAGCUUGGCGUAAUUCAAAAGGUAGAGCAUGCCACGGAAUGGUGCGCACCGAUGGUAGUUGUAAGGAAAAAGAACGGCAAGCUACGCAUCUGUGUUGAUUUCGGCGAGCUCAACAAGCAAGUCGUCCGUGAGCGCGUGAUCAUGCCGACGGUAGAAGAGAACCGCAGCAAAAUCACGGAAGCUAAGGUGUUCAGCAAGCUCGACGCCAAUGCUGGAUAUUGGCAAGCCCCCCUAUCACGAGAAAGUCGCGAACUGACCACCUUCAUCACCCCGUUCGGAAGAUACCAGUUUCUUCGUCCUCCCUUUGGUAUCGCGACUGCCCCGGAAUUUUUCCAACGAGAGAUGUCACGGAUACUUCAAAACCUCGACGGUACUGUGUGCCAUAUGGAUGAUGUCUUGAUCUACGGGAAAAAUCAAGAACAACAUGACAGGCGUCUCCAUGCAGCGUUGCGUAAACUCUCAGACGCGGGCAUCACCCUCAACGAGGAGAAAUGCCAGUUCAGUAGGACCAGGAUACACUUUCUGGGUCACGUUCUGGACGAACGGGGGAUCUAUGUUGACCCCGAGAAGACCGAAGCCAUACACAAGAUGCGGGCACCUGAGUCUGCUAGUGAGCUACGGUCGCUCUUCGGGAUGCUUACGCACUUGAUGAAGUUCCUUCCGCGGUUGGCCGAAAAGACGAAAGUACUUCGUGAACUCCUUUCUUCGGAUGCCGCUUGGUACUGGGGUCCACAGCACGAGCAAUCGUUCCAACAGAUCAAGAAGCAACUCACAACCAGUCCCGUUCUGGCGUACUACUCUCCGUUGCGACCACACACCUUGUCCGUGGGCGCGUCGUCCUACGGCCUCGGAGCAGUGCUGCUCCAGGAGGAAACUGACGGUCGACGUCAUCCAGUUGCGUAUGCGUCGGGGCUCCUGACUCCGACUGAGCAACGGUAUGCACAGGUAGAGAAAGAAGCUCUUGCGGUGACGUGGGCAUGCGAAAAGUUUCGUAUGUAUAUCCUGGGCCUUCGCUUUCAGGUGGAGUCUGACCACAAACCCCUCGUGCAAAUCUUUAACACCAAGAGGCUCGACGACCUCACUCCGCGCCUACAACGAUUGCGUAUGCUGACUCUGGAAUACAACUUCUCUGUGACGUUCGUACUGGGGAAGCAGCUAUACACAGCGGAUAUCCUGUCAAGAAAUCCACUUUCGCGCACCGACGACGUUGGCGGCAACUUGGAGUCGGUAGUGGCAGAAUACGAAAUCCUCACCGUCGAGUUUUUACCUGCUUCUCACACCAUGCUGUCACGCAUAAGGGACGCCCUGAAGAAAGAUGCGACCCUUCAUCAAGCCAUGGAGUACUGUGAAACACAGUGGCCAAAGUUCUCUUCCAGAAGACGUACGGAAAUACGUCAGCGUGGCUGA